AUGGAAGAGCAAGCAGAGGAGAUGAACGGCAACACCACCCUCCUCUAUCGCCACCACCACCACAACCACCAACACCACCGGCACCACCACCACCGACCUCCUCCAUCGCCGUCGUCACUUCCGCCCCCUUCGCCGUCGUCACUUCCGCCCCCUUCGCCGUCGUCACUUCCGCCCCCUUCGCCGUCGUCAGCUCGCGACUCGCGCGGCGAGAGAGCGGCGCGCAGGGGGUUGAGUCGACACCACCACCAACAACAACAACCACCAACAACAACAACCACCACCAACAACCACAGCCAACCACCACCAACCAACAACCACCACCCACAUCGGCCUCCUCCCGCCCGCCGCCACCGCGAUGAGGCCUCACGCCUUCGUGCGAAUGGCGGCGAGCCGCUGGUUGCGAGCCCGUACCCUGCUUGUGAAGGGCUCAACAUCGCCUGCCCUUCGCUGGCCUCUGCAGCAGCUGGAACGAACGCGCCGGACAGAAGUAAUCUUCCGAGGAUCUAUACGAAAACUGGGGAUGCAGGCAUGUCCAGCACAUUCACGGGGGAGCGACGGACUAAAGACGAUGCUGUGUUUGAGGCACUGGGAACCGUUGAUGAACUUUCAUCUGCUCUCGGCUUCGCCUGUGAGCUUUGUCAGGAAGGACAGCACAGCUUUUGCGAGCAGCUGUUGCAGAUCCAGUGCGUGCUGCAGGACGUUGGCUCCAACGUCGCCACUCCGCGCUCCUCGGCUCGCGACGCACACCUCCAGCGCACUAAGUUCGACGAAUCCGUUGUGGCCGAACUGGAGGGGUGGAUCGACGGCUACACGUCCCAGCUACCUCCGCUGACCAACUUCAUAUUACCGUCCGGGGGUCGCUGCGCCGCGGCUCUGCACGUGGCGCGGAGCACGUGUCGCCGGGCGGAGCGCCGGGUUGUCGUGCUGGUACGCGCAGGCGAGGCCGACGCCAGUGUUGGAAAAUAUCUGAACAGGCUGAGCGAUUACCUCUUCACGUUGGCGAGGUUUGCUGCCAUGAAGGACGGGAGACCGGAGCAAGUCUAUCGCCGGCGCAAGACCUCCUCAAGGACGCCAGCAAGCGCUUGACUGCAGACGGGAAGCCGGGGAGGAGCGUUGCGACGGGGAGCCCCGAUGGUGCCACCGGCUGCCCUGCGCUCGGUGACGUCGCAAAGCCGUGGGCAAAGUCUCCCGGAGUGUGGCUGGUCCUCACCGGCGCAGUGGAACUCCAUUGUUUUGACUCGUGGGGGUGACGGUAGGCCGAGUUGACUCCCGCCUGGGGUUUCAAAGACAAAGAUCCCCCGUGUAGCCUGUAACAGACUGUAGGGGCAAGCGCUGUUAGCGAGCAGCGCCUAUGAAGGCCGGCACGGCACACGAGGGGGUGGGUGGGCAGCACCACGCCCG
Petromyzon marinus (sea lamprey) is the source of this 1401-nucleotide messenger RNA. The record is from RefSeq and is a predicted model, not a curated record. Lineage: Eukaryota; Metazoa; Chordata; Hyperoartia; Petromyzontiformes; Petromyzontidae.